AUGUUGGGGCUUCCCGGAGGAGACAAGUCAUUUCUGAACCAGUUUGGAGGAACGCAAGACGUUUUCCCAUCCAAAAUCGACAACCAAACCGCGCCGUCCAGUGUUUCCCAAGAGGAUAUUCCCGAGGAGCCGGGCAAGAGAGCCACAAGGCCAAAGACAAAGUCAUCGACCAAAACACCGAAACAGAAACCCUCCGCAGCAAAACUCGCCGCGCCGGCACCGAAAACUCGAACACAGCCAAGACGCAAUGCUACCAAGGCCAACGAAACCCCUCUAGAGGAUCAAGAGCCCGAGCCCGAGUCCGAGCCAGCGCCAGCAGUGCCAGUGCCUACGACGAAGAAGGCGAAAAACCGGCGCCAGAGAUCGCUAGAGAGGAAUCGCGUCGCGGCCUCCAAAUGCCGCAAACGCAAGAAGCAGUGGACUGACGGUCUAGAGCAGAAGAAAUCUGGCCUCGAGUCAAUCCAUCACGAACUCCAGGCAAAGUGCAUGAGUCUGCUGCAGGAGUCGUCCCAACUGAAGAAUUUCUUGAUCGGCCAUGCGAGCUGCCAGGACCCGAACAUUGACAUUUGGAUAAGAAAUGAAGCCUCCAAGUUCGUGCAGAAUCUGCAAAAGAAACGUCGGUUGAACAGUCUGUUCUCCGUCCCAAGCCUCGAUGGAAACAGUUCGGCCUCUUCGAGCGCCAGCCCUCUGACGGGCACUGCCCUUGAAUCGCCGGGCCAAGCGAGCCUGGACCUAGACAUGGACGAUUUUUCCGGCAGCGAAGAGUCUUCAGAAGACGACCUGGCAAAUUGA
This is a messenger RNA of Pochonia chlamydosporia 170, 792 nucleotides long. Its product is annotated as basic-leucine zipper (bZIP) transcription factor. The transcript is spliced from 3 exons. The coding region runs from base 1 to 792 and encodes 263 amino acids. The record is from RefSeq and is a predicted model, not a curated record. Gene Ontology annotation, molecular function: RNA polymerase II cis-regulatory region sequence-specific DNA binding; DNA-binding transcription factor activity, RNA polymerase II-specific. NCBI's taxonomy places the organism in Eukaryota, Fungi, Ascomycota, Sordariomycetes, Hypocreales, Clavicipitaceae. Gene Ontology annotation, biological process: regulation of transcription by RNA polymerase II.